Molecule: messenger RNA, 1746 nt
Organism: Miscanthus lutarioriparius
Lineage: Eukaryota; Viridiplantae; Streptophyta; Magnoliopsida; Poales; Poaceae
Source: the annotation of a GenBank genome assembly
AUGUAUUCCGCCGCCUUCACCACCACCGCCGCCUUUGCCGCCGCCGCCGUCUCUAGGCUCCUGUCGCGCUGCCGCUCCCUCGCCGCCGUCAAGCAGCUCCAUGCCCACUUCCUCGCACGUUCAAACCGCCCAUUUCCCUACAACCAUUUCCUCUCCAAGCUCCUCUCCCUCUCCUCCUCCUCCUCCUCCUCCUCCGCCGCCGCCGCCGACUAUGUCCUCCUCCUCCUCUCCUCCCACCCGGCCCCCACCGCCUUCUCCUACAAUGUCGCGCUCCGCUUCUUUGCCUCGUCGCGCCCGUACACCUCUCUUCGCCUCUUCCUCAGCAUGCUCCGCGCCGAGCUCCGACCCAACGCCUACACCCUCCCUUUCCUCCUCCUCGCCGCUGCUCGCUGCCCGGCCCCAGCCCUCGCCCGCUCCGCCCACGCUUUCCUCGAGAAGCUCGGUCUCAGGGACCACGAUCACACCGUCCACUCCCUCAUCACUAUGUACUCCUGCCUCGGUGAUCACCUCACCGCUCGCAGGUUGUUCGACGGAAUUCCCCACCGGGAUGUCGUCUCUUGGAACUCUAUAAUGAAAGCAUACGAGCGGGCAGGGAUGGUGGCCGAGGUUGAAGGGAUGUUCCGGUCGAUGAUCACUGAGGGCGCAGUGGCGCCAAAUGGGGUGACACUGGCCGUUGUGCUCACAGCUUGCAGAGAUGCUGGCAAUUUGGUGCUUGGGAAGUGGGUGGAGGAGUGGGUGACGUCUGCCGGGAUGGAGGUGGACUCGCUCAUUGGGUCGGCGCUUGUGGGGAUGUAUGAGAAGUGUGGAGAGAUGGAAGAGGCACGGCCAAUAGCCUUGUUUCACAGCAUGAGGGAAGCUGGGCUGCGUCCAGACAAGAUAACCUUGGUUGGUGUCCUCUCAUCCUGCGCUGCAGUUGGUGCACUGGAGCUUGGAGUUGAACUGGAUGGGUAUGCCUUGCACAGAGGCCUCUACAGCAAUGUCUAUGUGGGAACAGCCUUAGUAGACAUGUAUGCUAAGUGUGGAGAUCUUGAGAAAGCCGCAUAUGUUUUUGGAAAGAUGCCAUUCAAAAAUGAAGCCUCAUGGAAUGCAUUAAUCUGUGGGCUUGCCUUCAAUGGUCGAGGCUAUGAUGCCAUUCAGCAGUUUGAACUAAUGAGAAAUGAAAAAGGACUCCAGCCAGAUGAUAUCACAUUCAUAGGUGUGCUUUCUGCUUGUGUACAUGCUGGGCUACUUGAGUAUGGCCGCCAGCUGUUCAAUUCCCUGACACCUGUGUUUAAGAUCAUUCCUAAAAUUGAGCACUACUCCUGCAUUGUUGAUUUGUUGGCACGUGCUGGUCAUUUAGAAGAAGCAUGGGAUUUUAUUGAGAAAAUGCCUGGCAAGGUAGAUGCUGUCAUGUUAGGCGCUUUGCUUGCUGCUUGUCGGAAAUGCAAGAAUGCUGAGGUUGGUGAGAAGGUCAUCAAAAGGAUUAUGAAGUUGGAGCCAACAAACUCAUGGAACUACGUGGUGUCAUCCAAGAUUUAUGCAACCUCAGAUAAAAUGGAUGAAUCUGCAAGAAUGAUAGGGCUAAUGAGGGAAAGGGGUGUUAGCAAGACUCCAGGGUGCAGCUGGGUUGAAGUUCAUGGUAAAGUCCUUGAAUUCUAUGCAAGCACUGAACCACAGCAUGGUGCAGAAGAUAUGUAUCAACUCAUGUGCAUAUUGGUAAAUGAGAUGAGACUAGAGGGAUAUGUUCCGAACCUCGAUCUGGUGUAG